UCAGUUCAACAUCUACGACAACGACCUGCAGAUGAACAUGAUGCAGUACGACUACAUCCCCCCCGUGGACAUCAAGACGGAGCCCUACACCCCUGAGACCGCUCACGGUCCCUACAUCCAGAUCAUCGAGGAGCCCAAACAGAGGGGCUUCAGGUUCCGGUAUGAGUGCGAGGGCCCGUCCCAUGGGGGGCUCCCAGGGGCCUCGAGCGAGAAGAACCGGAGGACCUACCCGACCGUGAAGGUACCUUCAGAACCAUCCUGUAGUCCCAGUGUGUACUAGUACCUCUCAGUAGUCCCAGUGUGUACUAGUACCUCUCAGGAGUCCCAGUGUGUACUAGUACCUCUCAGUAGUACCAGUGUGUACUAGUACCUCUCAGUAGUCCCAGUGUGUACUAGUACCUCUCAGUAGUACCAGUGUGUACUAGUACCUCUCAGGAGUCCCAGUGUGUACUAGUACCUCUCAGUAGACCCAGUGUGUACUAGCACCUCUCAGUAGUCCCAGUGUGUACUAGUACCUC
Molecule: messenger RNA, 518 nt
Organism: Pseudoliparis swirei
Lineage: Eukaryota; Metazoa; Chordata; Actinopteri; Perciformes; Liparidae
Product: nuclear factor NF-kappa-B p100 subunit-like
Exons: 4
Coding region: 32-280 (82 amino acids)
Biological process (GO): cellular response to stress; canonical NF-kappaB signal transduction; inflammatory response
Cellular component (GO): cytoplasm
Molecular function (GO): DNA-binding transcription factor activity, RNA polymerase II-specific; RNA polymerase II cis-regulatory region sequence-specific DNA binding
Source: RefSeq, a predicted model, not a curated record